Acinonyx jubatus (cheetah) is the source of this 1329-nucleotide messenger RNA. It is a transcript of the gene HMOX2, whose product is annotated as heme oxygenase 2. Bases 234 to 1184 code for a protein of 316 amino acids. Lineage: Eukaryota; Metazoa; Chordata; Mammalia; Carnivora; Felidae. The record is from RefSeq and is a predicted model, not a curated record. The transcript has 6 exons. Gene Ontology annotation, molecular function: heme binding; heme oxygenase (decyclizing) activity. Gene Ontology annotation, biological process: heme oxidation; response to oxidative stress; heme catabolic process.
GGAUGACUGGCUUCAUUGUCCACCUGGGCUUGGCAAGUCUGGCUGGUUCCCUCCAUGCCCUGAGAGGUGGAGGUGCCGUCUUCCCCUCUGGGACCAGCUGUCUCCAGUCUUGGCCUGCCCUGCUGGUCCAUUAAAAGCAGGGCUCUCCAGGGAACAAUCUUCUCGGGUUGCCUGUAAUCUGAGUGAGCCAAGGACCAGAAGAGUGAGAGCAGCAAGAAUCUCACUCGGCAACCAUGUCAGUGGAACUGGAGACCUCAGAGGGGGUGGAUGAGUCGGAGAAAAAGAGCUUUGGGGCCUCAGAAAAAGAAAACCACACCAGGAUGGCUGACCUCUCCGAGCUCCUGAAGGAAGGGACCAAGGAAGCACAUGACCGGGCAGAAAACACCCAAUUUGUCAAGGACUUCUUGAAAGGCAACAUCAGGAAGGAGCUGUUUAAGCUGGCCACUACUGCACUUUACUUCACAUAUUCAGCUCUGGAGGAGGAGAUGGAACGCAACAAGGACCACCCAGCCUUUGCCCCCCUGUACUUCCCCACGGAGCUGCACCGGAAGGAGGCACUGACCAAGGACAUGGAGUAUUUCUUUGGCGAGAACUGGGAGGAGCAGGUGCAGUGCUCCCAGGCUGCCCAAAAGUACGUGGAGCGGAUCCACUAUGUGGGGCAGAAUGAGCCGGAGCUGCUGGUGGCCCAUGCAUACACCCGCUACAUGGGGGACCUUUCAGGGGGCCAGGUGCUGAAGAAGGUGGCCCAGCGGGCCCUGAAACUCCCCAGCACGGGAGAAGGGACCCAGUUCUAUAAGUUUGAGAACGUGGACAAUGCUCAACAGUUCAAGCAGCUCUACCGGGCCAGGAUGAAUGCCUUGGACCUGAACCUAAAGACCAAAGAGAAGAUCGUGGAGGAGGCCAACAAGGCCUUUGAGUACAACAUGCAGAUUUUCGAUGAACUGGACCAGGCUGGCUUCUUGUUGGCCAAAGAGACCCUGGAGGAUGGGCUCCCCAUGCACGAUGGGAAAGGAGAUGUGCGUAAAUGCCCCUACUACGCUGCUAAACAAGAUGGAGGUGCCCUGGAGGGCAGCAGCUGCCCCUUCCGAACAGCCCUGGCUGUGCUGAGUAAGCCUAGCCUUCAGUUCAUUCUGGCCGCUGGUGCGGCCCUUGUUGCCGGCUUCUUGGCCUGGUACUACGUGUGAAGGACCCAUCGUACCGCCUUGGCGCCAUCCUCCUGAUUGACCACUGGCCCAUCCCCACCUGUGACUAAACUACCACCUCAGGUGACUUUUUUUUUUAAAUGCUGGGUUUGAGAAAACAAGCAACCAAUAAAAGCCAGACGCUAAA